This is a messenger RNA of Myripristis murdjan (pinecone soldierfish), 3095 nucleotides long. RefSeq names its product signal-induced proliferation-associated 1-like protein 2. The record is from RefSeq and is a predicted model, not a curated record. Gene Ontology annotation, molecular function: GTPase activator activity; protein binding. Bases 48 to 2975 code for a protein of 975 amino acids. The transcript has 16 exons. Lineage: Eukaryota; Metazoa; Chordata; Actinopteri; Holocentriformes; Holocentridae. Gene Ontology annotation, biological process: regulation of small GTPase mediated signal transduction. Gene Ontology annotation, cellular component: cytoplasm.
CCACAGGAACCCACUCGCUCUACACAACGUUCCGCGAGUACGAGCUGAUGUUCCACGUGUCGACGCUGCUGCCCUACACGCCCAACAACAGACAGCAGCUCCUGCGAAAGCGCCACAUUGGGAACGACAUCGUCACCGUCAUCUUCCAGGAGCCGGGCGCUCUGCCCUUCACGCCCAGAAACAUCCGCUCACACUGCCAGCACAUCUUCAUCAUCGUGCGUGUGCACAGCCCGUGCACGGAGCACAUGUGCUACAGCGUUGCUGUGACCAAAUCGAAAGAUGUGCCGUCCUUUGGCCCUCCGAUCCCGGCGGGGCUGAUGUUCCCCGGCUCGCCCGCCUUCAGAGACUUCCUGCUCACGAAGAUCAUCAACGCCGAGCACGCGGCGCACAAGUCCAAAAAGUUCCGUGCGAUGGCGAUGCGCACAAGGCAGGAGCACCUGAAGGACCUGGCGGAGAACUUCACCUCAGCCACGCCACUCGACUGCUCAGCCUCCAGGUUCAGCUUCAUCGCUCUGGCGGGCAAGAAGAAGGAACGCAGCCGGCCUCGGAGAGACGCCCACCUGCAGAGCGCCGGUGCCAUCACCUGGGCCGUGGCGGCCCGCGACUUCAGCCGCUCGAUCGAUAUCGGCUGUCUCCUGGCCGUUUCCAACGAGUUUGUGGUGCUGAUCGAGGAGGCGUCCAGAGAGGUGGUGUUCAGCUGCUGCUGCCGGGACGUCCUCGGCUGGAGCGCCACGCCUGCCGCCGUCAAACUGUUCUACGAGCGCAGCGAGUGUGUCGUCUUCUCCGCCCAGGAGGGAUGCUGGGACGACGUUCGAGAAAUCACUCAGAGGCUUGAGGUGGUGACUCGCGGCUGUGCGGCGGUGGAGAUGACGCUGCGGAGGAACGGCCUCGGACAGCUCGGCUUCCACGUCAACUUUGAAGGCGUGGUGGCCGACGUCGAGUCCUUUGGCUUCGCCUGGCAGGCCGGUCUCCGCCCCGGCUGCCGAUUGGUGGAAAUUUGCAAGGUUUCCGUGGCGACCCUGUCACAUGAACAGAUGAUCGACCUCCUGCGUACGUCAGUGGUGGUCAGCGUGGUCGUCGUCCAGCCACAUGAAGACGGAACACCACGGAGGAGUUCCUCAGAGCUCUGCCGGCUGCCGCUGCUCGACUACAAGCCGGAGGGGGGCGGGGCCCCGGGGCCCUUCAGGGUCCAGGCCCCGCCCCCCGCCUGGCACUGUGUCGCCGCCGUGCCCGUAGCCCCGCCCCUCUCCGGAGCCUCACCCAAUCAGGGCCCGAGCCCCGGGCAGCAGACGCUCCGCUGCCACGGCAACGUCACACGAAGCACCUCAUUCGACAGGAAGGACACCAGAAUGCCUCAGGAGCUGGACCUGUCAUCGCGGCCGCGUGGCGACGGCACUCCGCUUUACUGCAGCUCGCCUAGCAACCAGUCGACCUCCAGUGACCCCGGCCCGGGCGGCAGCUGGCCGGGCGCCGCCUGCAGCGGCUGCCCGGCGCCCGGCCCCACCCAGCUGCCUGGCCCCGCCCCUCUGCCCGGCCCCGCCCCGCCGCCCGGCCACAAGGAGACGCAGAAGGAGCCGAGGCUGGAGAGGACCAGGUCUGCAGAGGCCAAGUGGCUUCAUCCGUCCACCAAGAUCCUGAGCCUGAGGGAGAGGAGCCAGGCGAGGAAGGACGCCAGCAAACUGACACGGGACGGGGCGUGCUCCAGCCCGUCCAGCAGCAACACCCUGUCCAGCAGCGCCUCCAGCAGCAGCGAGGACAAACACUUCAGCUGCAGCGACGCCGCCGACCCCGAGGCGCUCGCCCUCGCCUACGUCAAGGGAGCGUCCACCGACAGCGGCAUAGACACCGCCCCCUGCGUGCCGCCGCCCCCGGCACCCGCCCCGCCCGCCGGGUCCCGCCCCGUCCGGCGGGAGUUCCCCGAGCCGAGCUCGACCCGGGGAAUCAGCUCGACAGCCUCGGCCGGAAACGUGACGGACGGCAGCCUGGGGGACCUGAGUGAGAUCUCCUCCCUGUCCAGCGGCUCGGCCGAGCGCCGCCUGAGGAGCUCCGCCUCGGGGGCGGGGCUCAGGCCCCCCCAGCGGACACCCUCACCCCCGGCAUCGCAGGACGGGAUUGGCUGGAACAGAACGGAGUGCGGUUCCCUGCUGGAGGAAACGAACAGGCUCCAGGUGUUGUUGGAGGGGGGCGUCCCGCUGCAGGGGGGCGUCCCGGCUCGGGAGGCCUUUCUGAGGCUGGUGCUGGCAGACGGGGCCCGUGGAGGGCAGCCUCUCGGCGGCGGCGGCGGCGGCGGCGGCGGCGUGCCGGCGUCUCCGAGGCGAGUCCUGUACCGGACGCUGUCUGACGACAGCCUGUGCAGCCGCAGGAGGAGUCUGUCCCUCGUCAGCUCCCGUAGCUCCCUGAUGGACCCGUCCCCGCCGGGCGGCCUGUUCGGCGCCGCGCCCUUCCACGGCACGCUGCCGCCACGCAUCGGCCUGCGGGGGGCGCCGCUGCAGAGGAGUGAGCUCUGUUUCUCUGACGGCUCACUGGCAGAGCGAUCCAAGAUGGCCGACGCCGGGCUCAUGCCCCUCCCUACCGCCUCGUCCCACCUGGACUGGUCCCACCUGCUGGACGCCGCGCGAGCCUUCGAAGCUGACCAGGUGUCCCUGUGCUCCAUGUCUGAAGCCGACCAGAUCCAGCAGGCUCUGGAACUCUCCGAGGAGCUCAGCCGCCGCGUGGCGACCACAGAGAGCGCCACCCUGCUGGCCAGCGAGGUCACUCCUGCCUUGCUCACAGGUAAAGUCAACCAGUUGGAGGAGAUCCUGAGGCAGCUGCAGUUCGACCUCCAAAAGGAGCAGCAGGACAAGGCGGAGCUGCAGCAGCAGGUGCAGCACCUGCGGCAGGACAACGUGCGGCUGCACUACGAGAGCCAGACGGCGGCCGCUCAGCUGCGGCGCUUCACCGACUGGCUCAUGCAGUCUGUCGACAAGAGGACCUGAGAGAGGCCACGCACAACACUGACAGACUGUACAAGCACACACACACACACACACACACACACACACACACACACACUGGCAUGUUGAUAUGCACUACUGUUGCUGAGCCAUGUGGCUGAG